UUCACUUGGGCAAUAACACAAGAUGGCUCACUGUAGCUACAGUAAACUCUCACAUUUAUUAAAGUUAACAACCGCUAACUUAAAUAAACCUACAUUGUUACGGACCAGGAGACAUAUUCAACAUGUACCACUACGCUGCAAAUAUUUCAUACGUUUUCAUAAGGUAAGAUUCCAGCUCUAUUGCUCAAAUUGUUUACAACUAGCUUGAUACAUGCUAGCAAGUUCACUCGGGUUUACUGUUUACAAAGCUAGCUGAUCAGUAAUCAUAGCAAGCCAUUGAGGCCAAUAAUGUCGCCUGUUUGUUUAACUUAUCUGUAUAAGUUACAUAAUGUGAAACUCAGUUGCUCAUUCCAUGAUGGUGUCUCUGUAUUCCCCAGACCUCAGGUCCUGAGAGGGCGUUGUAGGAGAGACAAAAGCAGCAUAUGGCACGCAGCUUGCCCAAACAAAAGCCCAUUGCUGGAGUGAAACAAGUUAUUGUGGUGGCCUCAGGGAAGGGGGGUGUUGGGAAAUCAACCACUGCAAGUAAAGCAGGUUCUUAUUGGGCUCUCUGUGCUGCUCAUUCAUUAAACAUUUACACAAAUGUGUAGGCUACAAUUUGAAAACAUUUCAACAGACAGUGGUUUGGUCUGAUCUUUUUGUACUUCAUGUACUAUAUAUUUAUAUACAGUGUAAUCAUUUGCUUACCUAAUACUUUUGCAUUUCCUCCCCUCAACAGUGAAUUUGGCCCAUGGACUCACAGCUAAUGAUCCAGUAAGGAAUGCAUGCAUGAUUAUUCAUUUGCACAUUUUGUUAUUACUGUUGCAUACCAAUUUCUGCCCAAAUGGGAAUGCAGAACCAUGACAAUCUUGCUCUCUCUCAUGACAAUCUUGCUCUCUCUCUGUUUUACUACUGCUGUACUACCCAUUGUCCACUCAGUUGCUCUUCAUGUAUCUUUUCUGCACACAGAGUAAAACAGUGGGCAUCUUAGAUGCUGAUGUUUACGGUCCCUCAGUGCCUAAGCUGAUGAACCUGAUGGGGAACCCAGAACUAACUGACAGUAGGAGACUUCUGCAUGUAGUCUAGCUUGAGGAAUAACAGUGAUGUAUUAGCUUUGUCCAUUCAUUAUAGAGAUCACAUUGAAAAGAUUACCUACAAAGUUGUGUAGUGUUUACUUAAUUUGUGCUUUCAGACAACCUCAUGAGACCGCUUAUGAAUUUUGGGAUUCCUUGGUGAGUAUAUUUAUCUACAAUUGCAAGUGAUGGGGGAGGGAGCUAAGCAACCAAAUAAUGAAUUGAGUCAUUGACUGUCCUCUCCAUCGCUCUCAUCCUUCUGUCCUCAGUAUCUCCAUGGGGUUUCUGGUAGAGGAUGUAGCACCCAUUUACUGGAGGGGCAUGAUGGUGAUGUCGGCUAUAGAGAAGCUACUUAGACAGGUGGGGGAGAAUGAUCAUUAAUGUACAGUAACCUUACCCUUUAUUAGUUUUUAUACUAGAGAUACUAUAUCAGAGUAAUAGCUACUAGAUAUUGUAGUAUGCUGUGCCAUUAAUUUUUUUCUUCUUAUGCAGGUAGAUUGGGGACCGCUGGACUACCUGGUUAUUGACAUGCCACCUGGAACUGGAGAUGUUCAGUUAUCAAUCACUCAGAACAUCCCAAUAGCAGGAGCAGUGAUUGUGUCCACUCCUCAGGAUAUUGCCUUGCUGGAUGCACGCAGAGGAGCAGAAAUGUUCAAAAAAGUCAAUGUACCGGUAAGAGCAUUGGAUGCAAAAUGCCACUUUAUAUCAACUCUGCAUAAUUAUGAAAAAUGUCUUAAAUUAUUUUCGAAUGACCUUGGUAAGGACAAAAUAAACGUACAGUGGGGAAAAAAAGUAUUUAGUCAGCCACCAAUUGUGCAAGUUCUCCCACUUAAAAAGAUGAGAGAGGCCUGUAAUUGUCAUCAUAGGUACACGUCAACUAUGACAGACAAAUUGAGAUUUCUUUUCUCCAGAAAAUCACAUUGUAGGAUUUUUAAUGAAUUUAUUUGCAAAUUAUGGUGGAAAAUAAGUAUUUGGUCACCUACAAACAAGCAAGAUUUCUGGCUCUCACAGACCUGUAACUUCUUCUUUAAGAGGCUCCUCUGUCCUCCACUCGUUACCUGUAUUAAUGGCACCUGUUUGAACUUGUUAUCAGUAUAAAAGACACCUGUCCACAACCUCAAACAGUCACACUCCAAACUCCACUAUGGCCAAGACCAAAGAGCUGUCAAAAGACACCAGAAACAAAAUUGUACACCUGCACCAGGCUGGGAAGACUGAAUCUGCAAUAGGUAAGCAGCUUGGUUUGAAGAAAUCAACUGUGGGAGCAAUUAUUAGGAAAUGGAAGACAUACAAGACCACUGAUAAUCUCCUUCGAUCUGGGGCUCCACGCAAGAUCUCACCCCGUGGGGUCAAAAUGAUCACAAGAACGGAGAGCAAAAAUCCCAGAACCACACGGGGGGACCUAGUGAAUGACCUGCAGAGAGCUGGGACCAAAGUAACAAAGCCUACCAUCAGUAACACACUACGCCGCCAGAGACCCAAAUCCUGCAGUGCCAGAUGUGUCCCCCUGCUUAAGACAGUACAUGUCCAGGCCCGUCUGAAGUUUGCUAGAGUGCAUUUGGAUGAUCCAGAAGAGGAUUGGGAGAAUGUCAUAUGGUCAGAUGAAACCAAAAUAUAACUUUUUGGUAAAAACUCAACUCGUCGUGUUUGGAGGACAAAGAAUGCUGAGUUGCAUCCAAAGAACACCAUACCUACUGUGAAGCAUGGGGGUGGAAACAUCAUGCUUUGGGGCAGUUUUUCUGCAAAGGGACCAGGACGACUGAUCCAUGUAAAGGAAAGAAUGAAUGGGGCCAUGUAUCGUGAGAUUUUGAGUGAAAACCUCCUUCCAUCAGCAAGGGCAUUGAAGAUGAAACGUGGCUGGGUCUUUCAGCAUGACAAUGAUCCCAAACACACCGCCCGGGCAACGAAGGAGUGGCUUCGUAAGAAGCAUUUCAAGGUCCUGGAGUGGCCUAGCCAGUCUCCAGAUCUCAACCCCAUAGAAAAUCUUUGGAGGGAGUUGAAAGUCCGUGUUGCCCAGCGACAGCCCCAAAACAUCACUGCUCUAGAGGAGAUCUGCAUGGAGGAAUGGGCCAAAAUACCAGCAACAGUGUGUGAAAACCUUGUGAAGACUUACAGAAAACGUUUGACCUGUGUCAUUGCCAACAAAGGGUAUAUAACAAAGUAUUGAGAAACUUUUGUUAUUGACCAAAUACUUAUUUUCCACCAUAAUUUGCAAAUAAAUUCAUUAAAAAUCCUACAAUGUGAUUUUCUGGAAAAAAAAUGCUCAAUUUGUCUGUCAUAGUUGACGUGUACCUAUGAUGAAAAUUACAGGCCUCUCUCAUCUUUUUAAGUGGGAGAACUUGCACAAUUGGUGGCUGACUAAAUACUUUUUUUCCCCCACUGUAUAUGUCACAUCUCAUAGGUCCUGGGCAUAGUCCAGAAUAUUAGCGUGUUUCAGUGCCCCAAGUGUAACCACCAGACCCACAUCUUUGGGGCAGACGGAGCAAGGUCACUUGCUGACACUCUGGGAGUACAAGUAUUGGGUAAGACCCAUUUCAAACAUAUGUAAUUACAGAGUUAAUCAUUUCUCUCAAUCUCAUAGAAAGAUAAUAGUGUUGACUGAUGUCUUCUCCCUCCUCUGUCUAGGAGACAUUCCUCUACACCUGAGCAUCAGAGCGAUGUCAGACAGGGGCCAGCCUGUGGUGGUGUCCUCGCCUGAUAGGCCUGAGGGAACAAUAGAUAGUCAAGACAAACAUUGGCAAUGUUGGGAGUCAGACUGUGUAUUCGUCACCAUAACAUUGUGUACGUUUUACACUUUUGAGAGUUUGCCAUGUUAGUUUUCUACCUGGGUUUGUUUCAUAUAUGUCUGCCUAUGCGUAUUGUUUUAGGCUGAGGCCUACAGAAAAGUGGCAACUGCCGUGGUCCAGCGUCUAGAAGAACGCUUUGGUUGAGUGACUGCCAACUACUGUGUAGGACAACUGGACAACUAGUAAUCUACAGAAAAUGGACCAGAACACUGCUCUUCUCCCUAUCCCCCACUGUUGCCGCAGAGUCCGCAGAAAUCCAUGAUAUCUGAUCCGGUUACAUUGAUAUAUAUGACAUACUUACUCUAUGGAAUGAUGUAUAGUAUAUUGGACUUUCAUUGUAGUGACAGUGAUAACAUUAUGUUCAGUUUCAGUAGCAAUCUGUCUCUUCAAACCGGUCAGUAUUCAAUAUAUAGAUUUAGUGUUCAGUCUGAUGUUCAAAUACAACAAGUUUUAAUUUAAGCCUUGACACUACAAUGUACAGUAAACUCAUUGAUUGUUAUUUAUGCCCUAAAAGCAUAGGGUGAAAAUAAAGGAAUGCUUUGAUUAUAUGUAGUUUUUUCUAUCUGAGGUGAUGCCUGGAGAGUUGUGCUUUUUUCUUUGUUUACAAUAUUUACACAAUCUUCCAUCUUCAUGAAAUGCAACAUGUUACCAAGUCAGAGAUGAAAAUAAACAACCUACUGUUG
Messenger RNA from Coregonus sp. 'balchen', 4518 nucleotides. Lineage: Eukaryota; Metazoa; Chordata; Actinopteri; Salmoniformes; Salmonidae. The record is from the annotation of a GenBank genome assembly.